This is a messenger RNA of Dendrobium catenatum, 3281 nucleotides long. Its product is annotated as WRKY DNA-binding transcription factor 70. The record is from RefSeq and is a predicted model, not a curated record. Gene Ontology annotation, molecular function: DNA-binding transcription factor activity; transcription cis-regulatory region binding. NCBI's taxonomy places the organism in Eukaryota, Viridiplantae, Streptophyta, Magnoliopsida, Asparagales, Orchidaceae. Gene Ontology annotation, cellular component: nucleus. Gene Ontology annotation, biological process: regulation of DNA-templated transcription. The transcript is spliced from 3 exons. Bases 136 to 1023 code for a protein of 295 amino acids.
UCUCCGUUAAUUUAUUCCACACCCACAUGCCUCUCUCACAAUAAAUCCAAUCAGCAAAGCCCAGCCUUCUCCAGUCACAUAGGAGAGAAACUAAGAGCUACCGAGUAACAAAACCAAAAAAAAAAAGCGCAAGGAAUGGGUUCCCAAGACGAAGAGAUCUUGUCGCCGCCGAUCUGGAAGAGCGCGGCCAUGAAAGAGCUGGCCCGGGGGCUGGAUUCCGUCGCCAAGCUUGCUUCUCUGCUUCAAGCUGCUUCGUCGGAGAACGGUCGGCCGGAGGCUGCGACGGCCGGACUUCUUGCUGAAGAGAUUAUGUGCAGGAUCAGUAAAGCAAUGGCUGCGCUGGAGUCUGGGGGGAAUAUUCCUUCUUCUUGUGUUACUGGUAACAAGGAGGGUGUAGGAGGAAAGAGCAAGAUGCAGAGCACAAGGAAAGCAGGUUACAGAAGAAGCAGAGGGAGUCCAUAUUCAUGGACAAGGAUUACUUCAAACACAAUUGAUGACGGACAUACAUGGAGGAAAUAUGGGCAAAAGGAUAUCUUCAGUGCCAAAUACCCAAGAAGCUACUUCAGAUGCACACACAAGUUUGAUCAAGGUUGCAAGGCCUCAAAGCAGGUGCAGAGAUCAGAGGACGAUCCCUCCUUGUAUGUCAUCACCUACUUUGGCGAGCAUACGUGCGUUGACGCAAAAAAGGCCACUAUUACUCCUUCCAGAGAGCUCUGCAUCAUUAGCUUCGAAUCAAGCAAUGGAGAAAAUAUUAAACAAGAGACUCUAACUUCUUUCCCAUCUCUCAAUCAAGAAAGCGAGGAAGAAGUUCUUAGCAAUCUUACCUCUGCUGAUUCAGCUUCUGACUACUUUGUUUCGCCUAAGGUUGAUAUAAAAAAAUCUGAGGAGCAAACGGCAGCAGAGCUUGGGCAAGAACACAAUGGACUACCAUUAGCUUUGUACUCUUCACUCAUGAAUUAUGGCAUGGAAUUCAUGGACUAUGAGGAAUUUUUGAAUUUUGAUCACGAUCUCUUUCAAAAUUAGGCUAUAAGGCGUCUUUAGUUGCUGAUGUAUAUAGCUAGUAGAAAGAGACUUGCAGCAUCUUGUUUUCUGUUACAGUAAGUAGGGAGAUUGAAGAAGCAGCUGCUAAUACGCAGUUGCUUUUUCUUAAAGAAGUCCUUUUCCUUCUGUGUUAGGCUUUGCACUUACUUUCUGAUAAACCCACCAAGUGAUUCCUGUAAACUAUUAGUUUGUAGUUACUGGUAAGUUUCAGAGUUCCGUGAUUGUCAGUAUAAGUUGUAACAUCCUAUUUUAAUGUCAAUAAAACUCUUUUUGGGGCAAUCAAACCAAAUUCUGGAUAGAAAACUCAUCAAAUUACUUCUUUAACAACCUCUUAAACAUUUUACAAAAUAUACCGACGUUAAUGUAAAAAAUCAUGAUGAAAUAGCCCUUUCAAUGCUGAGGUGAUUUCGUUCAUGUUUAAAGAGUAUUCAUUAAGAUUAACGGUAAGUUCAAGCUUCUGCAAAUUUUGCAGGAAAAGAAGACCAUGCAUGUGCAUUUUGUCCCAAAAAGGCUCCUGAACUUCACGUAAGUUGAACAAAGGGAUGUAUUUUUUCAAGUCUUCAGUAAAAUAAAAAAAAAAUAAAACUUCCCCAGUUGCAUUUGCUUUAAACUUCUUCAACCUGAAAUUGAACAAAGCAUCAGGUAACUAAAAUCAAUAGAAGUUCUCUCAGGCAUCGGGUGGCUAUGAACUUAAAACAAAUAAAUGUGCAGGUCAGAUCAUCAACAUUUACAAAUACCAUGUAAACAAUGAAGGAAAAUCUUCCUCGAACACACAAAAUUGGCAAAGAACUCGGACUAAGUUAAAAAACAGUCGAUUGACAAGAAAUACUUCCGUACCAUUACCUCAAAUAAUUGUCAGUUUAGCACAAUAAUAAAUGUAAUUGUAUAUAUAUAAAACGGUCUUGUGUUUCAAUUUCCAAGUCUCAUCUUAAAAUGAAAUAAUUACUCUUGAAAUUAGGCAUGCGGGUAAUGGACACCCUUAAUCUAUUAAGAUUGGACAUGAUUAAUAGGACAUAGGUAGAGAGAGAAACACAUAUAUAGUCACAUAUAUAACUAGGUAGAAAAAGAGGAUACAUACAAUUUCAUACUUAUAACCACACUCCUACAUAAAUAAAUACACAAAAUACAGCCAUCUGAUGGGUUUCGUUUAUACUAGUGUGCAUAUGGAAUCCCGAACAAAGCCACUAACACAUACACACAAAUCUAUAUUGCUGCAGACAUACAUGCAUGCCAAAUAUGCAAGAAUACCAAAGAACCAAAUAGUUAACAAUUCUGGAAGGUUAAUUAAUAUAUCAUACACUAACUAUGUCUUAGUAUUCUAAUACGACGGGAGAAGGGGAGCAGAGAGGCUGAUCCAACCAAGCGAAUUAGCUAGGGCCCAAUCAGCACUUGGGCUGGGCGAAACUCUCAGCAGCACUAAGUGGGGAUUUCGGCCCCCCUUGUGGGGCUAAAUAAAGCUAUAGAUUAUUAUGAAAGGAGAAAUUAAGGGGAAGUUAUUUAAGGGUUUAGGGGAGUUUUAAUUAUAAUUGAGGAGGAAUUAAGGGGAAGUUAUUUAGGAAAAUUUUAAUUCGAAUUGAAGGAAAGAAUUUUAAUUUUAAAUGGAAAUAGAAGACAAAAAUUAAUUAAGGCAAUAGGGGAAUUAAUUGUUGUUUUAACUCCAAUUUGAAUUCAAAGUAAGAGAGAGAAUUAAUUAAGAGAGUAAAUCUAUUUGAGAAGGAAAUAGGAAGAGCUUAUUUAAGGCUAGUUAUUUUGUUAUGAGAGUAUGGGUGUUUUGUUUGUUUAAUGUAGUUUUUCAUCUUGAGGGCUUCCUAGCGACAUCUACAUUGAUUGGGAGAGCCAAUCUACCUCUCGAAUAAUAGAUCACUUGUAUCUUCAUUAUUGUUGAAGAAUUAAUAAAAAAUCAACCCCUAUCUUUGUGUUCAUGCACUUCUUCUUGUUUAUUGUGUUGUUUUCACUUCCAAAUCGUAUCAUAAUGUCUACUAGAUUCUCCUUCGUAUCUAUUUUUUUCAACUGAAUAUUUCCUUCAUCAAUGAAGUCCCGAACAAAGUGAUACCACUACAGGAAAAACAUUUCUUUCUGGCGAAAUUUCUGAUGGAUAUAAGACAGCCGACAAUAUCAACGGAAAUACCAGUGGAUUUUUUGAAGAAAUCUAGUUUGAAAUUUUCGUCGGCUCUUUCGAUGAAAAAUCUGUUAGAGAACCUACCGGUCUACUUAAAGCCACCGAAAUGUUCCGGUGAAAA